AUGGAAACCUUUGCAAACAGUGUAAAAGACAUUCCAGGAUUUCUUUGUCCCCGUCUUAAGCUGAAUGAGGCACACAGUUCAGUGGCGGUGCUGCAGGGUGGUAUGGAGCCAAGCGAUCUGUCUCUCGCCUGUCACUCCCUCGCUCCUCCUGGGACGUCCCGAAGGAAAACUCUCCAUAGCAACCUCCAAAAAACCAUUACUAUUCAGCAUCUCCCAGAACGCUCUCUGCUCAGGCUCUGUCUUAUCAGGUUCCUUCGCAUAUUUACAGCGGAGAAAGAAGCCGGGCACCUGGGCAUCGUCUCCUGUAGAGUCUGGGUGCUCAGUAUUCAUGGGACAUCGCAGAGAGAAGACGGAGACUGCAGCUGCUUCAGGAAGAGACGGACACUCUGA
Molecule: messenger RNA, 390 nt
Organism: Knipowitschia caucasica
Lineage: Eukaryota; Metazoa; Chordata; Actinopteri; Gobiiformes; Gobiidae
Source: the annotation of a GenBank genome assembly